Aspergillus fischeri NRRL 181 is the source of this 600-nucleotide messenger RNA. RefSeq names its product amphiphysin-like protein RVS161. Gene Ontology annotation, molecular function: protein binding; lipid binding. Lineage: Eukaryota; Fungi; Ascomycota; Eurotiomycetes; Eurotiales; Aspergillaceae. Gene Ontology annotation, biological process: endocytosis; actin cortical patch localization; plasma membrane tubulation. Gene Ontology annotation, cellular component: actin cortical patch; Rvs161p-Rvs167p complex; mating projection tip. The record is from RefSeq and is a predicted model, not a curated record. The transcript has 2 exons. The coding region runs from base 1 to 600 and encodes 199 amino acids.
AUGACGGCCUCUCAGAUGCGCAUUGCGGAGACGAUUGAUGCAUUCUACGGCGAGGCGGGUACUCGGGAUGGUGUGAGCAGAAGCUACAAGCAAGCUGUGGAGGACUUGGACGCCGAGACGAUCAAAGCAUUGGACGGGCCGUACAGAACAACCGUACUGGACCCAAUUUCGCGCUUCUGUGCGUACUUCCCCGAUAUCAACGAGUGCAUUAAGAAGCGGAACCACAAAUUGCUGGACUACGACGCCAUGAGAGCGAAAGUGAAGAAGUUGGUUGAGAAGCCGGACAAGGAUGCCACCAAGCUGCCCCGCGCGGAGAAGGAGACCGAGAUGGCCAAGCAAGCAUACGAGCAGCUUAACGAGCAGCUGUUCACGGAACUUCCACAGCUCAUCGAUCUGCGUGUGCCCUAUUUGGACCCCAGUUUCGAAGCCUUGGUCAAGAUUCAACUACGGUUUUGUGCCGAAGCGUAUUCGCGCAUGGCUCAGGUGCAGCAAUAUCUCGACGCCGAGACAAGAGAUCAAUACGCCCGCGGCGAUUUGGAUAACAGGGUAGAAGAAGUUCUGCAAGAGAUCCGGGACCUGAGUAUAGCGGGGACUGUAUGA